This is a messenger RNA of Phytophthora nicotianae INRA-310, 526 nucleotides long. RefSeq lists its product as hypothetical. The transcript has 3 exons. NCBI's taxonomy places the organism in Eukaryota, Oomycota, Peronosporomycetes, Peronosporales, Peronosporaceae. The record is from RefSeq and is a predicted model, not a curated record. Bases 1 to 414 code for a protein of 137 amino acids.
AUGUGCGCAGCGCUGGUCGGUGGAUCUGAGAUCGGCAGCUCCAUCUGCCCCAAGUGUGCGAAGGUGUCCAAGGUCGAUGCCGCUGAGUACUUCGCCGUCGCCCUACCUGUUCAAGCGGGAGAGCUGUAUAAGCGAGAUGUUGGGCUACUUACUCUCUGUCCGCUGCCCAGCAACAACGUGAAGCACAUGACGUUCGCCAACUUGACGCUGGGCAACAACGCUGACGAGCAAACAGAAGACUGCGAAGACCCGGCCUAUCCGGGCGAGGAGCCGCCGCUGCUGCACGGUUGUCGCUCACUCGAGUCGGACAACGACCGCGGUCUCAAGGAGCAGGAUCCGGCUCCGUGCGAGGACGCGAGCACCACCAAAGAAGUUGCUGCUUCGCGCGUGGUCGUGGUAUUUGAACCGAGGUGACCUUUCCCAGUGUGAUCUACAACAGUACGCGAUUCGAGUGUGAAGAAUUGUCACUGUGAAUGUUGUUGUAUUGAUAUGAAGUUAACAUGAAUGAUUGCACUGUUCAACCGAA